Messenger RNA from Blumeria graminis f. sp. triticale, 339 nucleotides. Lineage: Eukaryota; Fungi; Ascomycota; Leotiomycetes; Helotiales; Erysiphaceae. The record is from the annotation of a GenBank genome assembly.
AUGAAAUUUUUAAAUGCUAUAUCGACCGCGGUGCUAGCUGGUCUUUCGCUCUUACUGCCCGCCGCCUAUGGAGAGGAAAAUUAUGAAUGUAAAAGUGACCAAACAUUCUGCUACUCGUGUAUCAGUAGUCUUGGGUUAUCGGAUUUUAACAGCUACAUUGAAAAAGGGGAACCUCUUUUCGUUGGUGGAGAAAUCUACGGGUCACAUCAAUUUACAAUUAAUUCACUGGAUGGAACUUCACUAAAGUACUUAAUCCAAUCUAUUGGUGUGGACCCUUCCUACCAAUUGUUCGAAGCCUCUGGAAGUCUAUGGAAAAUAUGUACUUUCAAGAAUACCUAG